Messenger RNA from Sphenostylis stenocarpa, 1419 nucleotides. Lineage: Eukaryota; Viridiplantae; Streptophyta; Magnoliopsida; Fabales; Fabaceae. The record is from the annotation of a GenBank genome assembly.
AUGAUAAGGCGGUCGCCCAGUAGGAACUACAGAUCCAGAGGCGUCACUGUAAAGCAGGCGCUGCAGAUUAUUCUGUUUUUAGGUGUUUGCUUCUGGUUGAUCUAUCAGGUUAAGCACUCGCAUGAUAAGAAAAAGGAAUUUGUUGAGAAUGAUGCAAAAGUGUCAGUUGGAACUCAGACUCUGAAACUUGGUAGAAAAGAUCUUCAUCUGGGUAAGGAUGAAGUAGUUCAAAAUGAAAGGCGUGAGAAAGAAGAGAAUAAUGUAGAGGAUGAAGAUAAGCAUGAACACGAUGAACAUGAAGAAGAAGGAAAUGAGCAUGAAUCUGAAGAACAAGAAGGAGAAGACGAACAAGAGGAAGAUGAAAGGGGUGGAGAAAAUGACGAGAUAGAUGAGAAUGUUCUAGAUCAAUCAGAAGCGGAUACUGAUCAUGAUGAAGAGCUCGUGGAUAAUGAGAAAGACCAAGAAGAGGAUGAUCCGGUUGAAAACGACGGCAGUCAUGAAGCUCGGGAGGAGCAAUACAAGGGGGAUGAUGCUUCUAGUGCUGUGACUCAUGAUACUGGUACAACUAGCACUGAAACUGAGUCAAAUUUAAUAAACUCUGAUGCAAAAUCAGAAAUGAAAAACAGGAAAUUAGGUAAUAGACCGAAAAGUCACAGGAACCAAAAUAGUUCAAAUUUGGAAUUUAGAGAUGCUGAAUUGGCGGGUGGGACUUCUUACGAUGCCAGCCUGUUGAACGCAGUGAAUAGCUCACAUCUAGACAAUGUUACCUUGACAUCUUUGGACAAUCAUUCAGAAGCUGGCACUAAUCUGGAAAUAGUGAUUCCUGGAGGUAGCAAUAACUCGACAGGAAUCAGUAUCAAUACUUCAUUUGAACUGAAUGAAACGGUAAUAUUGUCUGAAUCAAACCAAUCUCAAAAUGGUACCAUGAACACAACAGUCAGUGGAGAUGUAAAAAAUGUGCCACCAGAAGGAUUAGUGCAGGGUGGCAAUAGGGUCUCUGAAGAAAACCAUCCUAGUUCUAACUCAACAGUCCCUGUUGAAAUAGAAAAGGGAGAUGCAGCGGCAGGUGAAUCUUCUGAUCUAGAGGGUGGUGAAUUAGAAAAGACAACAAAAUCUAUGACAUCAAAUGAAAUACAGAACAGUAACACUGAAAUGAGUGAAACAAAAAAUACUCAGAAUAUUUUUUAUGUGAAAGAGAACACUGAUGCUACUAAGAUUGGAUUCAAGGUUGAUACACAAACAGAUGAAACAUCGUACUCAUCCUCUAGCAUAGGAACUUCUGACCCAGUUGAACACCAUGACACUGAUCCAUCUGAUUUUCACAUCCUCAAGAGUGUGACAGAGGUCCAAACUGAUCUGGAUACGUUGGCAGAUAUUAGAAAUGAAGGAAAAAUUGGUGGCGCCACUGCAACAGACUAA